CGGUUUGUUUUUGUCGAUACACUCAGCCCCGUCUUGACGCUGCUAGAGCUCCGAACGUUUGUAUUUAGGCUUUUUUUUUUUAAUUAUCAUCCUGCUGUAGCCCCGUCGUUAAUUAUAAACAUAUUCAAACCGACAGUUUUAUAUUUUAUGUACAUUUAUUGUUUGUCGUAACUGCUGCCGUUCAAGGCGGUCGGACAGUGCUCUUCAUGGCAAAGAGACGCAUUUAAGGAACACAGCUGCGCUUUUACAAGGUGUGUCAUUGCUCACCUCAUGGCCGCCACCUGGUCCAAGAUCUCCACCCUUCUUCCGGCCGACGAGGACCACUUCUCGUUACACUUUGACGACAAGGUGGAGGCGAGCGUCCUGGACGUGCUGAGGCGGUGCAGGCGGCAACUCUACACAGACACAGGGUCCGCCGCUCGCCUUCUCAACGCUCAGAUCAUCCUGGACGUCUCCUGGGAGAAGCUGAACACGGGGACGUGGCGCGACGUGGACAAGGAGUGGAGACGGGUCUACUCGUACGGUUGCCUCUUUAAGGUGUGUGCCUUGUGCGGAGAGCAGCCCGCAGAGGAGGACCUCCUGCAGGCCGUUCGCACCUGUGACAUGGGUCUGCUAAUGGGUGCGGCGAUCAUGGAUGAUAGACUGCAGGCUCUGGUCCAAGUACUGCAAAAGGAAGUCAGCAAAGACACCAAAAAUGAGAGUGAAAGAGAACAUCCUGAGGUCAAGAGAAUUAAGUUGGCAUGUCCAAAUGUUCCGCUGAUCCGGAAAGAUUUGGCAAUACCCAGAGUGAAAUGUCCGUCUCUGGAGAGCUUCAAGAACAAUUACCUGCUUCCACUAAAAGCGGUGGUCUUAGAGGGGACCAUUGAACACUGGCCGGCUCUCAAUGAGCACCCCUGGAGUGUAGACUACUUGAGGUCUGUGGCGGGGUGCCGGACUGUCCCCGUGGAGCUGGGCUCCAGGUACACGGACGAGGAGUGGUCCCAAAAGCUGAUGACGCUCAGUGAAUUCAUCGAUAGAUAUGUUUCCAAAAUGAGUGACACCUCACAAGAGGACGCGGCGACCGUCUGCGGCUAUCUAGCUCAGCAUCAGCUGUUUGAACAGAUACCAGAAUUGAAGGACGAUAUCCGUCUCCCUGAUUACUGCUGCCUGGGUGAUGGAGACGAAGAUGACGUGACGGUGAAUGCGUGGUUUGGGCCUGCGGGCACCGUGUCCCCGCUCCACCAGGACCCUCAGCAGAACUUCCUGGCGCAGGUGGUCGGACGCAAAUACAUCCGCCUGUACUCCCCGGAGGACUCGGACAAGGUGUACCCGCAUCCCUCUACGCUCCUUCACAACACCAGCCAGGUGGACGUGGAGAACCCGGACACGGAGCGCUUCCCGGAGUUCCCCAAGGCUCCGUACCAGGAGUGCGUCCUGCGUCCCGGCGACGUGCUCUUCAUCCCCGUCCAGCAUUGGCAUUACGUGCGCUCCCUGGAGCAGAGCUUCUCCGUCAGCUUUUGGUGGUCCUGAAAAAUACAGAGGGGGGAAAAAAAACAAACAUUUAGGGUUAAGUUGCGCUCCUGCCAGUUGUGGAUUGGAAUCAAUCACGGCGCUGAUUGGAAAUAGCGGGCAAAGGCGAGGAUAAUUGCGGCGAACGUCGGGACGAGCGAGGCCGCGACGGACCUCUGAUCCGUGAACAAUGAGCGCACGCCGCCGGAUGAUGAGUUUAAUUGCGCCGCUGAUGAUUGCCACAACAUCUAUUGUGUGUCAAGCUAUGAAGGCGGGCUGAGAAAUGCAACAAAAUCAGUAAUUAAAAGUGUUCUUCUAAUUCAA
Entelurus aequoreus (snake pipefish) is the source of this 1812-nucleotide messenger RNA. It is a transcript of the gene kdm8, whose product is annotated as lysine (K)-specific demethylase 8. The coding region runs from base 271 to 1509 and encodes 412 amino acids. The record is from RefSeq and is a predicted model, not a curated record. Gene Ontology annotation, molecular function: histone H3K36 demethylase activity. The transcript is spliced from 8 exons. NCBI's taxonomy places the organism in Eukaryota, Metazoa, Chordata, Actinopteri, Syngnathiformes, Syngnathidae. Gene Ontology annotation, cellular component: nucleus.